CUUGCUUCUUCUUGCUUCUUCUUUUUCACCUUUUUUCCUGACUAUUGUUGCUGUAGUUAAGAUUUUGAGGCGGAGAUGGCGUGCUUACAUGACCAUAGUUGUGAAGAUCAUGAUUGUUCAACUGAUUGGUCUCUUUACAAGCACAUAGACCUCUCUAAGGUAACCGCUUUGAAUGAGGCUGUUCAAGGAAGUGUUAAGUCAGUUUUUAAAGCGUGGGAGCAGCGCCUUAGUUCUUCUGGGGAGCACUUGGAAAGCAAUGAGGGUGAUCCGGAGUUACUUGUUUUCAUUCCAUUUACUUCAGAUGUCAAGAUCAAGAGCAUAUCAAUUGUUGGUGGUACUGAUGGAACAAGUCCUUCCAAGAUGAGAGUGUUUGUCAACCGAGAUGGCAUUGACUUUUCGGAUGCUCAAAGUAUGCUAGCCAUUCAGGAGUGGGAUUUGGUUGAAAAUUUGCAAGGAGUGUUAGAAUACCAGACAAGAUAUUCUAAAUUUCAAAGUGUGGCAAGUAUCACAUUGCAUUUUCCUGAGAAUUUUGGUGGUGACACAACUCAGAUACACUAUAUUGGUUUAAAAGGUGAAGCUACCCAGUUGAAGAGGGAUGUUGUUGCAACAAUUGUUUAUGAGCUUACGCCAAAUCCUUCCGAUCACAAAGCACGGGCUGAAGGUGGUGGCGGUCUUUCGCAAGUGGAAUGAGCUGCUACCUCUUACAUGAUGCUUCUGAGAGUGGAUUCUUCUUCUGUACAUCUGUUCUUGAACUGUUGUUGCAACUAUUUUGCUUUGUUUUUUUUUUUUUUUUUUUUCUUUUCCUUUCUUUUUUGGUGGCACCUCUUACUACAUGCAAGAUAGCAUCUGCUAUUCACCAGGGAAAAAAGAAGGAUAACAUCUGCAUUAUGGGUCACAAAUUUCAAAUUUCAUACAAAGCUAAUUUCAACCUGUGUCCAAAUUUACUAAAUUCUUAUGCUGUUGGCAAGAUAUUGAUUCUUUCUUUUUGUUUUUUCU
Alnus glutinosa is the source of this 996-nucleotide messenger RNA. RefSeq lists its product as uncharacterized. The transcript is spliced from 9 exons. Bases 76 to 690 code for a protein of 204 amino acids. Lineage: Eukaryota; Viridiplantae; Streptophyta; Magnoliopsida; Fagales; Betulaceae. The record is from RefSeq and is a predicted model, not a curated record.